Messenger RNA from Ochlerotatus camptorhynchus, 2903 nucleotides. It is a transcript of the gene tkv, whose product is annotated as thickveins. Gene Ontology annotation, biological process: cellular response to growth factor stimulus; protein phosphorylation; BMP signaling pathway. The transcript has 4 exons. Bases 18 to 1622 code for a protein of 534 amino acids. Gene Ontology annotation, molecular function: SMAD binding; ATP binding; transforming growth factor beta receptor activity, type I. Gene Ontology annotation, cellular component: signaling receptor complex; plasma membrane. The record is from RefSeq and is a predicted model, not a curated record. NCBI's taxonomy places the organism in Eukaryota, Metazoa, Arthropoda, Insecta, Diptera, Culicidae.
UCGUUUCGCGAUUGAAAAUGGCCGCGUCAAGUGCAAGUGUUGGUGUUGUUAUUUUGGUGUUUAUUUUGCUGUAUUCGAACGCCGCGGGAACAACCGACACAGGGCCGAAAGAGGUUCAUCAUCAAAUAAAUAUGAACGCGCGCAUACUUCAGUGCUACUGCGAAGGACAUUGCCCCGGAAACCUACAGAAUGGAACUUGCGAGACCCGGCCCGGUGGGUCGUGCUUUGCCACCGUCGAAGAAGUCACGGACGAGGAAACCGGCCUGACCGUCCCGGAGUGGAGCCACGGCUGUAUGCCACCGGAGCAGAAUGGCGGCCUGUUGCAGUGCAAAGUCGGCGUCCAGUCCCCGCAGAUCCACGGCAAAUCGAUCGUCUGCUGCGACAGUGAAGAUUACUGCAACAAAGACCUGCUGCCGGAGUACGUUCCGAAGACCACCACCCCGCCACCGAUGGCGAACGUCAACGAUCCCAGUGUCCACACCGUGGCCCUGAUUGCAUCCGUCAUCAUCUGUCUGGUGGCGUUCGUCGUGGUAACGAUCGCCGCUUACGUCAUGUUUAAAAAGCGCGAAAAGAGGAAACCCCACUGCCUUAUUGAUUCGGUUUGCAAUCCCAACCUGUCACCGUUGGCCGAUUUGGUGGAGCAGAGCAGUGGAUCCGGAUCGGGACUGCCUCUGCUGGUACAGCGAACAAUUGCCAAGCAAAUCCAGAUGGUUCACUCCGUUGGCAAGGGACGCUACGGUGAGGUUUGGCUAGCCAAGUGGCGUGACGAGCGUGUUGCCGUGAAGAUUUUCCAUACGACUGAAGAAGCUUCCUGGUUCCGGGAGACGGAGAUCUAUCAGACGGUGCUGAUGAGGCAUGAGAAUAUCCUUGGAUUUAUCGCGGCCGAUAUCAAGGGAACCGGAACGUGGACACAGAUGUUGCUCAUUACAGAUUAUCAUGAGCUGGGAAGCUUGUACGACUAUCUGCAGAAGCGAGUACUAAAUCCACACAUGCUGAAAACACUUGCACUUUCGCUCGCUUCCGGGCUGGCUCACCUGCAUACGGAAAUCUUUGGCACACCGGGAAAACCUGCGAUCGCUCAUCGGGAUAUAAAGAGCAAGAACAUCCUCGUCAAACGCAACGGUCAAUGCGCGAUAGCUGACUUCGGUCUUGCGGUGAAGUAUUCCAGCGAGUCGGACGAGAUUGAAAUUGCUAAGAACACCCGCGUCGGAACGCGUCGCUACAUGGCACCGGAAGCACUGAACGAAACACUGGAUACAACGGUCUUCGAGAGUUUCAAACAAGCCGACAUGUACUCUUUGGGUUUGGUCUUCUGGGAAAUGGCUCGCCGUUGCAUCAGUACUAUUCGUGGUACGAAGAACACGACCUGCGAGGACUAUGCCUUGCCCUACCAAGACGUGGUCCCGUCGGAUCCCAGCUUUGAAGACAUGUACGCCGUGGUGUGCGUCAAGGGCGUACGGCCACCGAUUCCACUGCGAUGGCAAGACGAGGAAAUACUCGUAGUAUUAUCCAAGAUGAUGCAGGAAUGCUGGCAUCCGAAUCCGGCCGUCCGGUUGACGGCCCUGCGGGUGAAAAAGACCCUCGUCAAGCUGGAGACAGACUGUUCGAUUAAGAUAGUGUAAAGCUUGGGUAUGGGUAUGGGUAUGGAGCGAGCGAGCGAAUGAGCGUGUGUGUGAGUCGUGAAUCGCGAACCGGAUGUAGAUGAGAAUAGUACGUUUUUAUUUAUUCUACAAUAUUGUUUUACUUUCCGAAUAUGUCUUCUUUGAAUAUAGACUGUAGCCUUAAGUUUUACAACGUGUAGUAGCACUAGUUUGUAAGCAAGCAUCCUUGUCGUGAAAAAUUGUUGGAAUAUUAGUGGGAGCGAAAAAAUCGAGUUGCCAUAAUGUGGAUUUAAAUCAUUUCAAGAAAGGAAAAAAAAUCGAAAAAAGUUUAAAAUAGCGAAUUUCUGUAGAAAACUAAAACUUACUUCUCGAUUUUGAGAAGCUUCGACACCUGUAAAUAGAAAUCUCUUUUUUUACCUAGAAUCGAACAUCGAGCAUUCGGUCAACAACAAGAAAAAACCUGCCUAUCCCUUUCUUACUCUUCUAUUGUUACUAGCUUUAACUUUUUGUGAAGUGAAAAUGCCAUAUAGUUGUAAAGUAUAAAGAUUUCACCAAAAUGUACGAUUGAAACGCGAUAAAACGUUAACAAAAAAAACUUUAGCUCAGUGACUUUUAGCAUCAUGUUGCCUUCUGAAGUAUAGAAGUCGAAGUGCCCACAGAGAUUAAUAGCAUGCCUUAUUUUUACAUAACAAAAAACGAAAAAUAAACAGGAUGGAGGCCUUACAGUUUUACAUUUUCCGGUAGAAUUCUUUACAUGCUUUUUCAACACGCAAAUCAACAAUAGCAAAUUUAGGUACGCCCUUAUUUUUCUUAAGGGAUCACACUAUUACUACUAAAAGAAUGCUUCUGGUUUAGUUUCUCAAAGUAGGAAACUUCCAUGAAAGUAAUUAACAAAGCAAAGCCUUACGUAUUGUACAGAUUUUUAUUUUCUAAAUAAAUGAUACUUGAAUAGUUUUUUACGUAGCUAUACUAUUUUGUUUUAGAUUUCUUACUUUACUGCAACGCGCAUAGUAGCGAUGAUGGACAACGUUCGAUUUUAGCGGGAAACGUUAAUGUCUUCUGUAAAUAAACGAGGCCGUAUAAAGUAGAUUAAAGCAAAUAAUCGACGGAAAAAGUGUUUCUUACAAUAAUUACUCUGUAAAGGUUAGUCACCGGCAUAAGAUAUGUGGAUGAUUAUUUUUCGAUGCUAGUGUUUUAUAGAUGAAUGUUUUUGUCGUGCGAUUAUGAGAAGCGAUGUGUUAUUGUACUGGAGUAUAGAAGAACAAUAUGUUAAUAACAAUAAAAAUGAUAUAAAAAUUUAAA